AGGAUACUCCAAUUUUCUUCCUCCCCACUACACACCACCCAGAUAAUGACCAAGGAGACCACCCCUCCUCCCACCACUACCACUACCAACGAACCUACAACAACAACAACUCACGAACCCCCCUCCCUCCCCGCCUCUCCCCUUGCCAAACGCACCAAACCCAACACCGAUACCACAGACACAACUACAUCAUCCACAAUGGGCUCAACCAGCACCCCUCUCCCCCCUCUCCAAGUGAAGAAGCUCACUCCCACGGGCCGCGCCCCGACCCGCGGCUCUGCCUUCGCGGCCGGAUACGACAUGUACAGCGCCAAGGAGACCGUCAUCCCUGCUAAGGGGAAGGCGUUGGUUGAUACGGGCAUUGCUAUUGCUGUGCCGGAGGGGACGUACGGCAGAAUCGCCCCCCGCUCCGGCCUCGCCUCGAAGCACUUCAUUGAUACUGGCGCGGGCGUCAUCGAUGCAGACUACCGGGGAGAGGUCAAGGUUCUUUUGUUUAACCACUCGGAUGUGGAUUUCGAGGUGAAGGAGGGAGAUCGUGUUGCGCAGUUGGUUUUGGAGAGGAUCUAUACCCCUGAGGUUGUGGUUGUGGAGGAAUUGGCCGAGAGUGUUCGUGGGGCUGGUGGGUUUGGAAGUACUGGUGUUUAAAUUAGGGGUUCUUUGAAUAGGGUUAUGUUAGAGAUAUGGCGUGUAUGGCUGAAUGAUAUCCGUAUAAUUGGGAUACAAUUACAAUAAAAUUACAUGAAUGUGAAGAUA
Molecule: messenger RNA, 753 nt
Organism: Aspergillus neoniger CBS 115656
Lineage: Eukaryota; Fungi; Ascomycota; Eurotiomycetes; Eurotiales; Aspergillaceae
Product: dUTP diphosphatase
Exons: 3
Coding region: 46-645 (199 amino acids)
Biological process (GO): dUMP biosynthetic process; dUTP catabolic process
Molecular function (GO): dUTP diphosphatase activity; magnesium ion binding
Source: RefSeq, a predicted model, not a curated record